Molecule: messenger RNA, 2145 nt
Organism: Durio zibethinus
Lineage: Eukaryota; Viridiplantae; Streptophyta; Magnoliopsida; Malvales; Malvaceae
Source: RefSeq, a predicted model, not a curated record
CCUAGUGCCUAUUUAUAUAUGAUUAUGUUGUUGAUUUUUUCUCGUUCACAUUGAAAAAAGAAAGGAAAAUGAAAAUUAUAAAAAUUCUUCAUCUCCGCAAAUUAGCAAAUUUGGUUCUUUUUCCUUUGAAUUGUUAUGGUAAAAUGUCAUCCAUUAAUGAAUCUGAAUAUAGAAAAUCAGCCAUGACUUAGAAUGGAAUUUCAAAAUCAUAUCAGUCUCACAUUUAACUUGACACCCACUUGUGCUUUUAGUUUGGAAAGAGCCCAAAAAUGAAAAAACAAAAAGAAGAGAUGUUUUGCUUCUUUGUUAUGUCAUCUUCUUUAUCAAAGUUUGUUUUGCAAUGCUUUAUUUUUGAAAUAUUCUCAGAUUUUAUCACUCUGUCGCUCUUUUUUUUCUUUCCUUCAAUGACAGCUAAAUCGAUCGGGGAGGAAAAACCAUUCUUAUUAGGGAUGGUGGAUGGAAGCACCAAUUUACCAGUCAACGUUUCAUGCUUUGAGUUGAUUAAGCCAAGCUGUGACGAGACAAACCAGCAUUGUUCUCUUGAUGUCUUGCCUAUUCUAAUAGAGGAAACUUCAUUUCCAGUAAGAGAAAAAUGCAGCUUAAACACUUUACAUGGCCAGGAUGUCUAUAGCAUUUCUUUGUUGCCUGAGGAAGGAAACACGAGUCCAAAAUGUACACCACAGUUAACUUUUUUGAGCCUCUUAGAUGUUCCUUUUUCAUCAAAAAACCAUAUGUGUCUAGAUGCGCAAUUGAGUUGCCAGAACUACAUCGAUUUGAAAGUGGAUAGUGAAGAUGCUUAUUCAUCUUGCAUUCUGGAUACAAACAUUGAGAAAGAGACUCCUGACAUACUUAAAUCCAGUGAUGAAACUGUUGGCAAUUCAAAAAGUGAAGGCGUAGUUACACAUUUGCAGAAGGUGUUACAAAGGCAAGCAAGCUCAAAUGUAGACAAAUCAUCAACUGAGAGAGUUCACGAUGCACCAACAAACAGAUGGAGAAGAUAUAAACGAGUUGCAUCAUUUGAUUCAAGGAAGAUAGUCCUCCUUUUCUCAAUCUUUGGAGGAGUCAGUUGUCUAGUCCAAGCGCCAAUCAUGAGAGCAACCACUAAGAACCAUCAGUUUGAGCUAUAGUCUUUUUUUUUUUUUUGUUCUCUCAAGGAAUAAGAUAGCCAAGCAUCAUGCAUCUAGUAACUAAAUUUAUGAUUCAUCUAAAAAAUUGGUGAAAUGUUUGAAUGAACACCAUGCAUUGCCUAUCCAUCAUAUAAAGCACAAAUGCCAUGCCACCUGUCGUAACCUGAUAGAGUCUAAUAUCCCUACAUUGAAAUGGUUUGGCACAUUUCUUGUUGGCUUGCUGGCACUAUUGCACAUGGUAAACGAAAGCAAUCACAAGUUUCCUAGUACUAACAAUUAAUCAGAUUUGCACUUUUGGUUCUUUCUUUUUCUUCUGUCUCUUUCAAUCAUGGACUCAUUGUUUCUUCUUUGGUUCAGGUCAAGUGUGGGGACAUUGAUAUUGAUUUAUCUGACGCUGAGAGUUAGACAAACUAUUGAUGGGUUUAAUCAUGUCUAGUACCUCCACUUUCAUCUCCCUCUAAUUUAUGCUUGAACUUGUUUUUCUUGAAAUUUCUUGACAACUAUUGUGUCUUGAGAACAGCUGCUUUAAGUUCAGCUUUUUAAUGUCAAUAUAUUUGUUUUCAUUUUUCGAGUUUCCACUGUAAAUGUGACUAGUGAUUUGAGUUUACGAUACAUCGGAAAAGUGUGCUUUAACUUGUGCUGAGAAUGUAGCAAUUGACUAGUGUAAGGAACAGUUAAGAGGUUCAUUAAGACAAAAACCUAGGAGGGAAAUUUGGGUUAAAAGGGUAAGAGUUUACUAAAUUCUUGUUGUGUCUUGUUCAUAAACCAAAAGUCUCCCAGAAAACUUGAUUAUGAACUGAUAGGUUGCCUAGCGCGUCUAGUUGGUAAUUGAGUAAAAGCUAUAAGGGCUGAUGUUAUUGUCCAUUUGGCAUGUUUUUGGGGAGGUUGUUUAAGAUAGUUACCUUGACAUAGAAACAAACUUCAAAAUUGUAAUGGUAAUAAUAACAUGAAAAUUGAUCUAAUGACUAAUGACAUAUUGAUAGAUUGUAAGAUUUUUCGUAGUGCAAGUAUUUUUAGU